UGGACGAGUGUGAAAUAUUACACGUGGAGGAACAUGAAGGCAAUUCCGAGAAAGACCCAGAGGCAACGCUGGAGCAGGUGGAGAGAGAGCUAAAGCGAGUCAUCCAGCAGAUCCAGAUCCUUCAAGGCCGCAAGCAGAUGCUGACAUCCAAGAGGGACAAAAUCAAGGACUCGAUCCAGCAGCGCAAGUCGGCGAAGCUCGCUCAGAGGGACUGGGAUAGGAAAGAUUUCCCAUGGUCAGAGGAACUGAAGGAAAAAUUGCAGUCAGUCUUCAAGAUACCGAAACUUCGUGCUCAUCAGCUUCCCACAAUGAACGCAACAAUGUCCAAAGUUGACGCCAUCCUUAUCAUGCCCACAGGAGGCGGGAAGAGUUUGUGCUACCAGCUCCCAGCACUCGUCACCAAAGGCGUCACCCUGGUUGUGUCUCCACUGGUGUCCCUUAUUGAAGACCAGCUGAUGGGCCUGAAGGAACUAGGAGUGGAGGCCAAAAUGCUGAAUGCCUCCUGCACCAAGGAAGAAGUCAACGCUGUCCAUUUUGCCAUGACAGAUCCCAAGUCGCCACUGAAGCUGCUAUAUGUGACCCCAGAGAAGCUUGCCAAAUCCAAAAGGUUCAUGGCAAAGCUCCAGAAGAUGCACGAGAUGGGACGAUUUGCUCGCCUGGCCAUUGACGAGGUGCACUGCUGUUCGCAGUGGGGACAUGACUUUAGACCAGAUUACAAGUUCCUUGGCAUCAUGCGAAAAAUGUUCCCUGGGACUCCCAUUCUCGGCCUGACUGCCACAGCUACAUCAAGAGUUGUAAAUGAUGUUCAGAAGAUCCUGGACAUCCAAGGCUGCUUACUCCUCAAGGCAUCUUUCAACAGACCAAAUCUGAUUUAUCAGGUUCGCCAGAAGUCGUCCUCGCAGAAAGAAUGCAAUGAUGAGAUCCAGAACCUUUUGGAGGGGGAGUUUCGGGGGCAGUCGGGCAUCAUAUACACCAUGACUAUCAAGGACGCAGAGGAGCUGGCCAAGGACCUGCGGGCACGGGGUAUUAAGGUGGCUCCUUACCAUGCGCAGCUGGAGCCUGAGGCGAGGACUCAGAUCCACAGGAGAUGGGUGGAGAACAAGUAUCAGCUGGUUGUGGCUACCAUAGCCUUUGGCAUGGGCAUCGAUAAGCCUGAUGUGCGCUUUGUGAUCCACCACUGCAUAUCCAAGUCCAUGGAAAAUUUCUACCAGGAGAGUGGGAGAGCAGGAAGAGACGGCAAGCCAGCAAAGUGCAUCAUCUUCUGGAGAUUUGCAGAUCUGUCCCGCCAGAGCACCAUGGUCUUCACAGAGCAGACUGGCCUCGAGAACUUGUAUGGUCUAAUCUCAUAUUGCAUUGAUACCUAUAGAUGCAGAAGGAACAUCAUUGCAGAGCACUUUGACGAGCGAUGGGAAGCGUCGGACUGCAGGGGUAUGUGCGACCACUGCCAAGACCCCAGGGAAGUGAAAAAGGUGGAUGUGACCAAAUACGGAGAGCAGUUGGUUCACAUCCUCACCAAUGCCGCAAGCUUGAAGGAAAGACUUACAGGUCCUAAGCUGGUGGACGCCCUCCUGGGCAAGGGUCCGACCAAGCUGAGGGUGAAAGGGCCAGCGGAAAAGGAGCUGAACCGUGAGAGAGCAGAGAGUCUCAUCGCCUUCCUCCUCAUCGACGGUUUCUUGAAGGAGGAUUUCCAUUUCACGCCUUACAGCACCAUUAGUUACAUUGUAGCUGGUCCAAAGGCUGAAGCAGGUAUCCCCCCAAGCCCAAUGGAGAUCGCGGGCAUCAGGAAAAGCAUUAGUGAUCCUCAAGGACCUUCACUAGACCUUAAGGGAGCAGGGAAGACAAAUAAAGAUCUUUUCAGCAAGUCUGUGAAAGGGACUAAGAGUGAAAGUGAAUCAAAGAAUUCCAAAACCAAGGGUUCUAGUGGUAGUAUUCAUAAGGAACAUGCCAGUGAUACCUAUAACCACACUGGUAGUAGCAAGAGCACGAGCUCAAAGCAAAAACCCAGUGAGAACAGCAAGAGCUCAAAUGGCACAUCAGGAAAGAGGAAAAGAAUCCAGAAGGACAGUGACAGCAGCUCGGAAUCUGAUGUGAACUUCGAGUUGAACAGCAGUGAUUCUGAAGGUCCGAGCACUUCUGAUAAUAAGAAGAAGCGAGUUAUUACAAUCGAUUCCAGUGAAGACAGUGAUAAUUCUGGGUAGACAUGUGAAUUUCA
Penaeus monodon (black tiger shrimp) is the source of this 2212-nucleotide messenger RNA. RefSeq names its product ATP-dependent DNA helicase Q1-like. The record is from RefSeq and is a predicted model, not a curated record. Lineage: Eukaryota; Metazoa; Arthropoda; Malacostraca; Decapoda; Penaeidae. Gene Ontology annotation, molecular function: ATP binding; nucleic acid binding; 3'-5' DNA helicase activity. Gene Ontology annotation, biological process: double-strand break repair via homologous recombination. Gene Ontology annotation, cellular component: cytoplasm; chromosome.